AUGCAGGCGGCGCACGAGUCACCUAGAUGUCGCGCCUAUUGUCCGAGCCGUGCCAUCCGUCGGCCGCUGGGAGGCGUUGUAUCUUAUAAUAUACAACGUGAACUACCUUACCAUGUAGGACCAAACGACCCAUUUGCAGUCGAGGUUAAUCCAAAUUUCAGCAUCCAACCAUCUCAAAGAUUAUUUUGGGGCAAUGAUCAAGGCAGCAACCAAGUCGGUGGAAAUCCAAAUUUAUGGACCAAAUUGACUAAUAAAUUUCCUUUUCUACAAAAUAUGUUCGGACGCAUGGAGCUGCCGACUCAAUAUGGAGUACCAGUAGCGCCUCAGCAACAGUACUUUCCUGCAAAUUUCCAGCCACAAUAUUAUAAUGGACAAUAUCACCAACAGUUUUUCCCAUCUGGCCGUGAUAUAGGGCUUACAGACGAUGCUGUGAUCGUGACUCCUCCACAUGUGCCUAUAUUGCCUCAGCCGGCACCACAGCCAGUGCCUCAACCCGCUCCGGAACCUUCUCCGGGAUACCACUACAAUAAACCCCAGUAUCGUCUGGAACUUCCUCUAAAG
Molecule: messenger RNA, 561 nt
Organism: Brenthis ino (lesser marbled fritillary)
Lineage: Eukaryota; Metazoa; Arthropoda; Insecta; Lepidoptera; Nymphalidae
Source: the annotation of a GenBank genome assembly